Molecule: messenger RNA, 6355 nt
Organism: Oxyura jamaicensis (ruddy duck)
Lineage: Eukaryota; Metazoa; Chordata; Aves; Anseriformes; Anatidae
Gene: POLA1
Product: DNA polymerase alpha 1, catalytic subunit
Exons: 37
Coding region: 70-4461 (1463 amino acids)
Biological process (GO): DNA replication; lagging strand elongation; mitotic DNA replication initiation
Cellular component (GO): alpha DNA polymerase:primase complex
Molecular function (GO): purine nucleotide binding; DNA replication origin binding; single-stranded DNA binding
Source: RefSeq, a predicted model, not a curated record
GGCUCGCGGGGCGGGCGGCUCGCGCCACUUUCGGGAGCCGUUGGCGCCGGCCGUGCGCGCGCGGACGCCAUGGCCGAGAGCGGCGCGGGGCGAGCGAGCGCCAUGCCCGAGUAUGGAAGUUUUGCUGCAUCACGUUCCAGACGUGAGAAGAAGUCUAGGAGAGGCCAGCAAGAAGCACUGGAACGUCUGAAAAAAGCCAAAGCCGGUGAAAAAUUAAAAUAUGAGGUUGAGGAGUUCACCGGUGUUUACGAUGAAAUAGAUGAGGAGGAAUACUCCAAGAUGGUCAGAGAACGGCAGGAUGAUGACUGGAUUGUUGAUGAUGAUGGGGUGGGUUACGUAGAAGAUGGAAGGGAAAUCUUUGAUGAAGAUCUUGAUGAUGAUGCUCUUGGUUCCAGUAAGAAAGGAAAAGGUGGCAAAGCAUCUGCAGUUGAUAAAAAGAAUGUGAAGAAGUCUGUGGUGUCAAAGCCAAACACAAUUAAGUCUAUGUUUAUUGCCAGUGCUGGGAAGAAAAACACGGAUAAAACUGUGGACCUCUCAAAGGAUGAUUUACUAGGGGAUAUUCUUCAAGAUCUAAAUGCUGAAACUGUUCAAGCAAGUCCACCACCAAUUAUAAUGCUGAAAAGAAAAAGAUCUGCUGGAAUGCCACUGAAUCCUUUCUCUGUACAGUCCCAAACUCCUAAGGUAAUCGCCCCUAUAUCAAAGAAAGCUCCCGCUCAUGUCAGAAAAGAAGCUCUUCCUCCAGCUUCAUUUCAUCCUAAACAUCCCAAUUACACAGCAAAAUCUGUCAUAGCCUCUGAAGAGAAUGGAGAUACCAAGUAUGCGCCAAAGACUACAGAAAAUGGAGUAGUGGAGACAGUAGAAGAAAAAGCUAUUGAAGAUGAUGAUCAGGGGAUGGUGGAUUUUGAUGAUGAGGACUUUGAUGAACCUAUGGAAGAAGAGCAUGUGGGAACUAUACCUGAGACAGCUGAAAGCUUGAAAAGAGACAAGGAAAUUGAAAAGAAAGAGACGGAGCAGCUGGAAUCUGAGAAGAAAGGGACAUCUGCCUUAAGUUGUUCUCUCCCAGAUGUUUCAUGCUGGGACAAAGUUGAUGAGGAUGAAGCUGAUCCGGUAGCGACAGACGUUCAGCUGGACCCCAGUAUCCUUCCACUUGUCAAUGGGGAAAAUGAUGAUCAAGUCUUGAGAUUUUAUUGGCUGGAUGCUUAUGAAGAUCAGUACAGUCAGCCAGGUGUGGUAUUUUUGUUUGGCAAAGUUUGGAUUGAAUCGGCAAACACCUAUGUCAGCUGUUGUGUGACGGUGAAAAAUAUUGAGAGAACUGUUUAUCUACUGCCACGUGAAACAGAAAUUGAUCUGUCUACUGGGAAAGAGACAGAGACUCCGGUAACAAUAAUGAGUGUCUUCAAGGAAUUUAAUGACUGCAUUUCACCCAAAUAUAAGAUUAUGAAGUUCAAAUCCAAGAAAGUGGAAAAAUAUUAUGCUUUUGAGAUCCCGGAUGUUCCAGCAAAGUCAGAAUACUUAGAAGUUAAGUAUUCGGCUGAAUACCCUCGGCUGCCCCAAGAUCUGAAAGGAGAAACGUUCUCACAUGUAUUCGGAACGAACACUUCCAGCCUGGAACUCCUCUUGAUGAGCAGGAAGAUCAAAGGACCAUGCUGGUUGGAAAUAAAAAAUCCACAGCCCUCGAGUCAGUCAGUCAGCUGGUGUAAGAUAGAGGCAGUGGCCUUGAAGCCUGCUUUGGUGAACGUGGUUAAAGAUCUUCUUCCUCCUCCUCCACUUGUGGUCAUGUCCCUCAGCAUAAAGACCACCCAGAACCCUCAAACUCACCAGAAUGUGAUUGUGGCUGUUGCAGCUCUGAUUCAUCAGAAAUUUCCUUUGGAUAAAGCUCCACCUCAGCCUCCUUUUCAGACACAUUUCUGUGUUGUUUCCAAACCGAAUGAUUGCAUUUUUCCUUAUGACUUCAAGGAAGCUAUUAAAAAGAAGAAUGCUAAAAUAGAAAUAGCUGCAACAGAGAGAACACUGCUGGGAUUUUUCCUUGCGAAGAUUCACAAAAUUGACCCAGAUGUUGUUGUGGGUCAUAAUAUUUAUGGAUUUGAUCUGGAAGUGCUGCUUCAAAGAAUUAAUGUGUGCAAAGUCCCUCAUUGGUCCAAGAUAGGUCGAUUGAGGAGGUCCAACAUGCCAAAGCUUGGGGGUCGAGGAGGGUUUGGUGAAAGGAAUGCUGCAUGUGGCCGGAUGAUCUGUGAUGUAGAAAUUUCAGCUAAAGAAUUAAUUCGUUGCAAGAGUUACCAUUUGUCUGAACUGGUCCAUCAGAUUCUGAAAACGGAGAAGGUAACAAUCCUACCAGAGGAAAUUCUAAAUAUGUACAGUGAUUCUCCUCACUUAAUGUUCAUGCUGGAAAACACCUGGACAGAUGCCAAGUUCAUUCUCCAGAUCAUGUGUGAGCUGAAUGUUCUGCCACUGGCCCUGCAGAUCACAAACAUCUCUGGGAAUGUCAUGUCAAGGACAAUGAUGGGAGGACGAUCUGAGCGUAACGAGUUCUUGUUGCUUCAUGCAUUUUAUGAAAAAGACUACAUAGUGCCAGACAAACAAACUUUCAAAAAGCCUAUACAUAAGUUGGUGGAUGAAGAUGAAGAUUUUGAAGAUCAGAACAAAUCAAAGAUAGGGAAAAAGAAAGCAGCAUAUGCUGGGGGCUUAGUCUUGGAUCCCAAAGUCGGUUUUUAUGACAAGUUUAUUUUGCUUCUGGACUUCAACAGUUUGUACCCAUCAAUUAUUCAGGAGUUUAACAUCUGCUUUACCACAGUGCAGCGAGUGUCAUCAGAAGCACAAAAAAGGGCAGAGGUUGAAGAAGAGGAAGAAAUUCCAGAGCUUCCGGACCCAUCUCUGGAAAUGGGAAUUUUGCCGAAGGAAAUCAGGAAACUGGUGGAGAGAAGGCGCCAAGUUAAGCAGUUAAUGAAACAGCCAGACUUAAAUCCUGAUCUUUAUUUACAGUAUGAUAUCAGACAGAAAGCUUUGAAACUCACUGCUAACAGUAUGUAUGGCUGCCUGGGAUUUUCCUACAGCAGAUUCUAUGCCAAGCCUUUGGCUGCUUUGGUGACCCAUAAAGGGAGAGAGAUUUUGAUGCAUACCAAGGAGAUGGUGCAAAAGAUGAACCUUGAAGUGAUUUAUGGAGACACAGAUUCCAUUAUGAUAAAUACUAAUAGUACCAAUUUGGAUGAGGUCUUCAAGCUGGGGAACAAGAUCAAAAACGAAGUGAACAGGCUGUAUAAAUUGCUGGAGAUCGAUAUUGAUGGAGUCUUCAAGUCCUUGCUGUUGUUAAAGAAGAAGAAAUAUGCUGCUCUUACUGUGGAACCAACAGGGGAUGGGAAAUACGUAACUAAACAAGAACUGAAAGGGUUGGAUAUAGUCCGAAGAGAUUGGUGUGAUCUUGCAAAAGAAACCGGAAACUACGUAAUUGGUCAGAUUCUUUCUGAUCAGCCCCGAGACACAAUUGUGGAAAACAUUCAAAGGCGGCUUAUAGAAAUUGGAGAAAAUGUGAUGAAUGGCCGGAUCCCAGUAAAUCAGUAUGAGAUAAACAAGGCCUUGACAAAAGAUCCACAGGAUUAUCCUGACAAAAAAAGCUUACCACAUGUGCAUGUUGCCAUGUGGAUAAACUCUCAAGGAGGCCGAAAGGUGAAGGCAGGAGAUACAGUGUCAUAUAUCGUUUGUCAGGAUGGAUCAAAUCUCAGUGCUAGCCAGCGAGCAUAUGCUCCAGAACAGUUGCAAAAGCAAGACAAUCUUACUGUUGAUACUCAAUACUACUUGUCACAGCAAAUACAUCCAGUAGUUGCUAGAAUAUGUGAGCCUAUAGAGGGAAUUGACUCUGUUCUUAUUGCAACGUGGUUAGGACUGGAUCCCUCCCAAUUCAGAGUCCAUCAACAUUACCAUAAAGAUGAGGAGAAUGAUGCCUUGGUUGGUGGCCCAGCUCAGCUCACUGAUGAGGAGAAAUAUAGAGACUGUGAAAGAUUCAAGUUUUGCUGCCUCAAAUGUGGAACAGAGAAUAUUUAUGACAAUGUAUUUGACUGUUCGGGGCGAUUUAUUGAACCCAGCUUGGAAAGAUGCAGUAAGAGUGAAUGUGAAGAGCCUCCUUUCAACCAUGUGGUUCAAAUGAACAAUAAAUUACUCUUGGAUAUUAGACGCUACCUCCGAAAAUACUACAAUGGUUGGCUAAUAUGUGAGGAACCAACUUGCCAGAAUCGAACUCGACGAGUUCCCCUCAGUUUUUCACGGAGUGGUCCUGUAUGCCAGGCCUGUAGGAAGGCUAUCCUGAGACCAGAGUAUUCUGAUAAGGCCCUGUACACUCAGCUGUGCUUUUACCGGUACAUCUUUGAUGUGGAGUAUGCAAUGGAUAAAGUGAUUACUGAGGAGGAUAAAGCUCAUUUGCACAGUACAGGUUGGCCUUCAUUUCAUUCACAUUUCCUGGAUUUUCCUUAAUAUCAUGGAUGACAAUUUCAAAAGCCAGACUGAAGUUAGGAUGUAACCUCUACUAGGUAUCCUCUAAUCUGGGUUCUGUUACCCAAGGAAAUUACAGUGGCUGACAGAAUUUAUUUUUUUCCACAUCCCUGUGGUUUAUUAUUCUGCUUCUUGUCAUCUUCAUGUUUACAACUAGAUUUUGGUCUAUCUUCUCCCCGUAAGAAUUAAAAAUAAGCCGAUUGGUCUACAUGAUGUUUUACUGUAUCAGUGACUGGUGAAGUUAGCUGUCAGUUAUACUAUACAGGAAUAUCUGGAUUAUAUAAUUAUUGGUUAUUAUUUGUAGCAUUUAUUAUUAUUAUCUAUAUAUUAUUGUCUGUUAUUAUUUAUAGUAUUUACCUCCAAGCAAUUGGUUCUCUUCAUCUGAAAGUUUAAGGUCUCUCAUGAUGAUAUAGUUUAGUAUGUUAACAUUGUACGAGGUGUGUGAGGGUCCUAAUUUUCAUGCUAAAUAAGUGAAACUCUGAAAUUCCUUUGCUGUCUAUCUAAAUUAGGACCUGUUGCACAGUUAGUAUCAGGUCAAAAACUAUUUAAUUUUCAGUAUCACUGUACCAAAAGCACUAAUUUACAGCUGCCGGUAAUAGUGUCAGGUCUAUUUACUCUGAAUUAUUUUUUUAAUUAAAAAAAAAAGGAACGGAGAAAGUGCUCCACUGUGACUAGUAAUAUACUCAAAAUGUUUUCAGUGCUUCCUUAUACUUAGAGAUUUUCAAAGCUGAGUUGGAUAUUGCUGCUUAGGUGCACAGUCAGAACAGCAAAAAGCAGUAGGAGUAGCAAAGUAGUAGUAUCCUCUGUUCAUUUGGAUGGAAAAAAGAUAGGUAAACGAUCAGUGAUUUAAACGUGUAAUGUUUAAAUACAGGAGUAUACUCACUCUGUGUGCUUUAACUUCAGAAAUUGAAACCUAUGUAUUUUAAUGGCUGUGCCAUCAGGAAAUCAAAAUAGAGUGUAGUAAGCUUUAUAUCAUUAUCCCAUUCAAAAAUUGGUAUUGUUAAAUAUUCAAAGAUAUUACUGUUUUCAUUUUGCUUCUACAGUAAAAUGAAAACCUUUAAAAAUGAAGAGAAACGGAGCCCACAUAAAGUCAGUAAAACUACUGUGCUUCACGCAGAUGUCUCUAGUUCGGUUCCCCCUCCUAGCAUAAAUUAAGUCUUUGUGGAAGCCUGGAUAAGAAUGCUGCAGUUUCCUUAUUCAUAAUGACUGCAACAUUAUUCCAAAAGUAGUUCAUUAAUUUCAUUGAGGUUGUUCAGAUCAUGCUACAGUUUCUUAGAGAAAUGGGAUCCUGUUUGUAGGGUUUCUGCUUCACACUAUAAAACGGGACUGAAAGCCACCACCUUUCCACCAUCCCAGUUCUAAGAGAGGUAGGGUCACGAGUGUUGUUUGCAGUGCAUUUAAGUAUUUCAGGGACAGAAAUUGCAAAGAUGCUGCAGUAUAUUCUUUUGCAGAAUCUUUUCAACUGUUGAGCCCCCGAUUGUCAGAUUCCAAAAAGCCUGGGCAUGUCAGCUUGAUGUGUAAGUAGAAGAAAAGCGAGGAUAGCUUUGGAAAAUCUGCCUGUGUUCCUAUUUGUCAAGAAAACGUACGUCUUCAAAGUAUCUGCCAGUUUGUGGAAGUAGAAUAGAAUCAACUACUCUACUUAGCAUGUAUAAGAUCAUAUACUUGUAAAUGUACAUACACAUGUAAAUCCAAAUGGGUAUUCAGAGGAUGUUUUCCCACUUCUAUCACAGCCAUGUAUGUGCCUCAGUUCACCCUUGCAUACAAACACCAGAAGUGUUUAGUUUACUUUAUGGAGGAACAAGCUGCAAAAUACUGUUGGGAAAAAUGAGACUCUUAGGCUGUAUGUCCUCGAUAAAAAAAUAAAAUUCAGCUCUGG